CCAGUUUAUUAGUUAUUUUGUAACUAUUCCGUGCUACCACAUUAUUAUUAUUAUUGAAUUUAAUCUCCCCGUUGUACUCUUUACUAUAAAUCUAAUUCAACGAUGGCUUCCAACCAGGAAAUUGUUGAUCAAUCUUCAUCCAAUAUUGAUGUGAUGGUGGUUCCCGAAUCCCCUGACGUGGCCCCUAACUCGCCRUCACUGAUUGGAGGACUAACGAACGAUCAGGCCGCAGGAACGAGUACUGGCGAUGCUGGAACGAGUAAAAAGGAUGAGCAGCCUGCUAGAAAAAGAAUCCGUAUCGAUCUCGAUGAAGAUUCGGAAGAGGAAGGAGAGGAAGAUGAAGAAAGCAAAAAAGAUCUGGAAGAUUUGGUUAAAACUAUUGAUUCAUCCGUUGAAAAGAUGAAAAGGGCGUUUAGCGGUAGUGUUAUGAAAAUGGAUGCACUUUUGGAAACUAUAAAUAAAUGUUAUAAGAUUUCCGAAAAAGGAUUUAAAAAUAUAGAACUUAUGAGAAAAACAAUAUUGGGGAAAGAUAUUGAUGGCCAGGAUUAUAUGAUAGAUUUACAACAUGCUUUAGAUGAAGCAAAUUGUUUGAUUGAUUCGGAGAGAGAUGAAUUUUUCUUAGAUUUAACCUACAUUUACGAUGGUUACUGAUUGACAAUGGGUUUUUUAUUUGAUUGUUUAUUGAUUUCCGUCCAUUUUUCUACUUUAGCUUAACAACUACACUAAGAGCAAGAUCACAGCUCUAAUCUGCAAUCUUCAUAUGCAUCAAAUAUUCACCAAAAUAUAUAAUCUUAUACAAAUCUCAUUAUUAGAGAACGAAAUCGUAAUAGAACCCCUCGGUAGACCAAAACAUCGAUUACGAACAAUUCUAAGAGGACCCGUAGUAGAUCUUGAAAAAAUUGAAUCCAAAAUCCGAUUGGAUAGGCAAUCCUUAAUAGCUGUUGUUCCUCAUGAUUUUGAAACUCGGGUWAUAACUAUUCCUUGAAUUAUCUUUCGUUGUUGUUUUUUAGACGUGUUUUAUUUGUCUGGACGAUAAUCAAGAGACGUAUGAUGCUAGGUCAAACAAACCCAAAACUAUGUCCUCGUUGCAGGCAAACUUUUUCAUUAAAGUAUUAUGCCCCUGUUACAGCUCAAUUUCUUGAACGAAUUCGUCAUAGCCGUUUAAAUGUUUAUGAGCCUUUUAUCUUGCUAAUGAAAUAUCACAUUUCUGAUUUGAUAUUUUG
Molecule: messenger RNA, 1223 nt
Organism: Actinia tenebrosa (Australian red waratah sea anemone)
Lineage: Eukaryota; Metazoa; Cnidaria; Anthozoa; Actiniaria; Actiniidae
Source: RefSeq, a predicted model, not a curated record